GAGAGCAUCCGUCGUCCGGCUGCGCAGGGCCGACAGCACUCUGGCGUCGUGAGAAGUUACCUGUUCGCUCUACUUCGGACCCCUCGACAUUUCGUAAACAACAACAACAACAACAGUCAUCAUGGCGGAGGCCCACCAGGCGGUGGCCUUCCAGUUCACGGUCACCCCAGAUGGAAUUGAUCUUCACAUGUCGCACCAGGCCCUCGCGGAGAUCUACCUCUCUGGCGUGCGCUCCUGGAAGAAGCGUAUCAUCGGACUCAAGAACAGCGUGAUAACCGGGGUGUAUCCUGUCAGUCCUUCCUCCUGGCUUUUUGUGGUCACAGCAAUCCUGGCCACGAUGUACACCCGCUCCGACCCCUCCAUGGGACUCAUCGCCAAGAUACAGGAGCACCUGCCGGUCAGCCAGUCGAUGAGUAACCAGUGCCAGACGUUGGUGUCAGCAGUGCUCUUCAGCACCAUGCUGUGGCUCUUGCUCAUCUUCACCAUGCGCAUGUGCCUCAAGCAGCUUCUCUCCUACCACCGCUGGAUGUUCGAGAAGCACGGCAAGAUGUCCAACACCACCAAAGUCUGGGUGGCGCUGGUGCGGAUCUUCUCUGGCAGAAAGCCGCUGCUCUACAGCUACCAGGGCUCGCUGCCCAACCUGCCGGUGCCCGCCAUCACGGACACGGUCCAGAGGCACUUGGAAUCGGUGCGUCCGCUCAUGAACGAUACGGAGUACGAACGCAUGACCCAGCUGUCGUUGGAGUUUGAGGGCGGCCUCGGUAAACGCCUGCACUGGUACCUCAAACUCAAAGCUCUCUGGGCCACCAACUACGUCAGUGACUGGUGGGAGGAAUAUGUCUAUCUACGUGGACGGGGCCCAAUAAUGGUCAACAGUAACUAUUAUGGCAUGGACUUCAUGUACGUGACGCCCACACCCAUCCAGGCGGCCAGGGCGGGCAACAGCCUCCACGCGUACUUCCUCUACCGCCGCAAACUCAACAAAGAAGAGCUCAAACCUACCCGUAUACCCGGCACUCUCAUUCCUCUGUGUUCAGCUCAGUGUGAGAGGAUAUUCAACACCACACGCAUUCCUGGAGAGGAGACCGACACCGUGCAGCAUUGGCAGGACAGUGACUACAUCGCGGUGUACCACAGCGGCCGAUACUUCCGCCUCCGGAUGUACCAUGCAGGCAGACUCCUGUCACCCAAGGAGAUUGAAUUCCAGAUUCAGAAGAUCCUCGAUGACCCGUCACCUCCUUCCAAAGGAGAGGCCAAACUGGGGGCCCUGACCGCUGGAGACAGGGUUCCGUGGGCGAAAGCCAGGACGAAGUACUUCAGCAGCGGGGUCAAUAAGCAGUCUCUGGACUACAUUGAGAAAGCGGCCUUCUUCGUGUGCCUGGACGAUGACGAGCAGGGCGGCGUGGCGGACGACCCGACGAGAUUAGAUUCAUACGCCAAGUCCUUGUUGCACGGGAAAUGUUUCGACAGGUGGUUUGACAAGUCCUUCACAGUCGUUUACUUCAAGAAUGGAAAAAUGGGCUUAAAUGGAGAGCACUCGUGGGCUGACGCACCCGUGUUAUCACACGCGUGGCAGUACGUCUUGUCCACUGACUGUUUCCAGCUCGGUUACAAUGCAGAGGGUCACUGCAAAGGAGAAGUGGAUUCGUCACUACCACGACCACAGAAGCUGAACUGGGAAAUCCCUCCAGAGUGUGAGGAGCAGAUCUCCGGCUCUCUGGCAGCGGCUCAGGCUCUGGCUGACGAUCUGGAUAUCCACGUCUUCGCCUUUGAAGAAUUUGGCAAAGGAAAGAUCAAAAGGUGUCGAGUCAGUCCAGAUGCCUUCAUUCAGUUGGCCCUUCAGUUGGCAUACUACAGGGACCAGGGGAGAUUCUGUUUGACGUACGAAGCCUCCAUGACCCGCCUGUUCAAGGAGGGCCGGACCGAGACCGUCCGCUCCUGCACCAAUGAGAGCAGCGCCUUCGUCCGAGCGCUGGAAGCUGGCGAGGCAGCAGACGUGUGCAGGCGUUUGUUCCAGGAAGCGUCGGAAAAGCACCAGCAUCUAAACCACAUGGCGAUGACCGGGGCCGGCAUCGACAGGCACCUCUUCUGUCUCUACGUGGUCUCUAAAUACCUCAGGGUGGAGUCGCCGUUCUUGAAACAGGUGCUGUCUGAGCCCUGGCGGCUGUCCACUAGUCAGACUCCGGUGCAAGCGGAGUUCUUUGACAUCGUCAACUACCCAGAGUACGUCUCCUGUGGAGGGGGCUUUGGACCGGUGGCGGAUGACGGCUAUGGGGUGUCCUACUGCGCCAUGGGAGAACGCUUGUUCAACUUCCACGUCACAUGCAAGCACUCAUGUCCAGACACUGGUGCCCAUACAUUUGGCGUUCAGAUUAGAAAGGCUCUGCGUGACCUGCUGCAGCUGCUGUGCCCCAACCAGACCGAGCUCACGAAGAGGGAGGGGAAGCGGCCGGAGUCCAAGAAGGACCUGUAGGCGGUGACUCGGGGUAAAGGAUGCUGAAAUAAUGAGAUGUUACACUAGGAACUGAGGAAAGACUGUUUUUUUCAUGCAUUGGGAGAUUUUUUUAGCCAGACAGAUAAUAUUCAAGGAACAGCUCCAUCGGAAAAACAAUGAAAUGGAGCUGAUGUUUUUACUGUGUGUGUGUGUGUGUGUGUGUGUGUACAAUAGGUGUGUGAGAAGGAAAAAGGUCAAGUGGGAUUCAAGUACAGUAGGAUUUAUUAGUUGAGUUUUAAAAGACACACAUAUGGAAACAUUAAAAUUAUCAUGAAACAUUAUAGAUUAUUAUUACAAGGCCAGUACGUAUCUCACCACUUAUUAGGAGAUACAUUCCCUCAUAUGUCACCUUAUGACAGGGAUUAUUUGAUAUAAAUUCAAGUGCGGUACGUUUUGACGACAUUAAAUGUGCCACGCUGGUUUUCUGUUGGAGAGUUUAUUUGUAAGUGUGCCCCUAACCCUACAAAAACCACAUGAUUGUAAUCCUGAGCUGAGAGCGCCAGGCUGUUUAUACAUGUGGUGACUCUUUAAACUCAUAGGUUGGCAUUACAGUGUUAGACUCGUAUUAUAUUCAGUGCCAGCUCACCCAGGAAAAAACUUUAGGUUGUCAAACAUCUAAAAAUCUAGAUGCAAAUAAUGUGGGUCAAUUGUACUUACAGUAGUCAGGAGGCAUUUCCAACGUAUUAAGUUAUGAACAAUCCUGUAAUGAUCUCCAGAUAUGUCACUGCCAUCUAUGAAUCUAAACAAGCACCUGAACGCUAUAUUUAUGAACACCAUAUGCAGGUGUGUGUUUCGUCAUGAGCUGCAGGUCAGAUGUCACAUGUGGAGGGAAGCUUUCCGAGUCAAAGACAGUUGUGUUCCAGUGACACAGAUUCCUCAGUUACUCUUCAUCCGUUUUUGCCUCUUGUUUCCCGUUGAGCUCGUUUCUCAGGAUGACGAUGGUCGGCCUUUUGUAAUGCAAGAUGACUGCAGAACAUAAAGGGAUUCUUAAUGAAUGAAGAUCAA
This is a messenger RNA of Pseudoliparis swirei, 3499 nucleotides long. Its product is annotated as carnitine O-palmitoyltransferase 1, liver isoform-like. Gene Ontology annotation, cellular component: mitochondrion. The coding region runs from base 122 to 2473 and encodes 783 amino acids. The transcript has 19 exons. Gene Ontology annotation, molecular function: carnitine O-palmitoyltransferase activity. The record is from RefSeq and is a predicted model, not a curated record. Gene Ontology annotation, biological process: carnitine metabolic process; fatty acid metabolic process. Lineage: Eukaryota; Metazoa; Chordata; Actinopteri; Perciformes; Liparidae.